Ailuropoda melanoleuca (giant panda) is the source of this 1824-nucleotide messenger RNA. RefSeq names its product hexosaminidase subunit beta (gene HEXB). The transcript is spliced from 14 exons. Gene Ontology annotation, molecular function: beta-N-acetylhexosaminidase activity. Bases 111 to 1685 code for a protein of 524 amino acids. Gene Ontology annotation, cellular component: membrane; lysosome. Lineage: Eukaryota; Metazoa; Chordata; Mammalia; Carnivora; Ursidae. The record is from RefSeq and is a predicted model, not a curated record. Gene Ontology annotation, biological process: ganglioside catabolic process; glycosaminoglycan metabolic process; carbohydrate metabolic process.
CUGACUCCCCCACCCACGCGCUCGGCACUUCCUCCUCGCCGUCGGCCCGGAGGUCAGGUGUCCAGGCUGCAGCUCCGGCAGACGUGGGCCGAGCGAGCAGCGGGGUGGUCAUGGAGCACCGCGGGCUGGGGCUGCUGGCGCUGCUGGCGGCGCUGGCCCCGUGCUGCUGCGCCGCGCCGGGCCCGACGCUGUGGCCUAUGCCGCUCUCGGUGAAGACGUCUCCGCGCCUGCUGGUCCUCUCCCGCGAGAACUUCUCCAUCUACCACGACCCCUCGUCCACCGCCGGCCCCUCCUGCUCCCUCCUGCAAGAAGCGUUCCGGCGAUACUAUGACUAUAUUUUUGAUUUCAACAAGUCACGGCUCAACCCUGCUAAACAUAAUAGUGCAGCGGAGUUAAAGCAACUUCUCGUCUCAGUUGUCCUUGAAUCGGAGUGUGAUCUUUACCCCAGUAUCACUUCAGAUGAGUCCUAUACUUUAGCUGUGGAAGGACCAGUGGCUUUUCUCAAGGCCAACAGAGUUUGGGGAGUAUUACGAGGUUUAGAGACCUUUAGCCAAUUAAUUUAUCAAGAUUCUUAUGGGACUUUCACCGUCAAUGAGUCCAACAUUAUUGAUUCUCCACGGUUUCCGCACAGAGGAAUUUUAAUUGAUACAGCUAGACACUUCCUGCCCAUUAAGACUAUUCUUAAAACUCUGGAUGCCAUGGCUUUUAAUAAGUUUAAUGUUCUCCACUGGCAUAUAGUUGAUGACCAGUCUUUCCCUUACCAGAGCGUUGCUUUUCCCGAGUUAAGCAACAAAGGAAGCUAUUCUUUGUCUCAUGUGUAUACACCAAAUGAUGUCCGUACAGUGAUAGAAUAUGCCCGAUUACGAGGGAUUCGAGUCAUACCAGAAUUUGAUAGUCCUGGACAUACACAGUCUUGGGGAAAAGGUCAGAAAAACCUCCUGACUCCGUGUUACAAUGGACCUAAGCAGUCUGGGACCUUUGGACCUAUAAACCCUAUUCUGAAUUCAACUUACUGCUUCCUGUCUCAGUUUUUCAAAGAAGUUAGUACAAUGUUUCCAGAUCAGUUUGUUCACUUGGGAGGAGAUGAAGUGGAAUUUACAUGUUGGGAGUCCAACCCAGAAGUCAUAGCUUUCAUGAAGAAGGCAGGCUUUGGCAGAGAUUUUCAAAGACUACAGUCUUUCUAUAUUCAAAAGCUUUUGGGUAUCGUUUCAACUCUAAACAAGGGAGCCAUAGUCUGGCAAGAGGUUUUUGAUGAUCACGCAAAGCUAAACCCAGGCACAGUUGUUCAAGUAUGGAAAAAUGAAAUGUAUCAUGUGACACAAGCUGCAGUCACGGCAGCUGGCUUCCCUGUGAUCCUUUCUGCUCCUUGGUACUUAGAUUGGAUUAGUUACGGACAAGAUUGGAGAAAUUACUAUAAAGUGGACCCUCUUGAUUUUGAUGGUUCUCAAGAACAGAAAAAACUUGUCAUUGGUGGAGAAGCUUGUCUAUGGGGAGAAUAUGUGGAUGCAACUAACCUCACUCCAAGAUUAUGGCCUCGGGCAAGUGCCGUUGGUGAGAGACUCUGGAGUCAACAGAACAUCAAAGAUAUAGAGGAUGCCUACGACAGACUAACCAUCCACCGCUGCAGAAUGACCAGACGGGGAAUAGCUGCAGAACCUCUUUUUACUGGAUACUGUAACUUUUGAGUACAAAAAAAGAGCCUAAACAAAGAAGAGGGCAAAGCCCACAGCAAUCUGUACUAUGAUCAACUGGAUUUUGAAAUCAUGGAAAUUAAGGUUUCGUAUUCUGUUUUUAAAUAAAAUGUAUCUUUUUAAAACCAAAAAA